Hermetia illucens (black soldier fly) is the source of this 882-nucleotide messenger RNA. RefSeq lists its product as uncharacterized. Lineage: Eukaryota; Metazoa; Arthropoda; Insecta; Diptera; Stratiomyidae. Bases 150 to 608 code for a protein of 152 amino acids. The transcript is spliced from 3 exons. The record is from RefSeq and is a predicted model, not a curated record.
AAUUAAAUUCGUUUUACAUAACUUUUUGACAUUUUCGUCUGGCCGGGAGGUGCUGCAUUUUUAGACGUAGUGAGAACUUCCGCAAUUUUAAUCGCAAAUUCCAUUCGUGUUACAAGCUUGUGCGUGUAAUAAAUUGAAGACAAAAUAAGAUGAGUUCCACACCAGCUGACUGCAAAUUGUGUGCGAAAAUUGGUUUGAGGCCACUCACACGGGAAAAUGUUCUUUUUUACUAUAUUCCAAUGCAGAGCGUAGUCUCGUAUGCGGCACUUUCAGUGAAUAUCAUGAAUCCGACGCUGGUAGCGAGGCUCGUGCCUAAAAAGGACAUUACCAAUGUCCUCCUGCUUCACACUCUCUUCGGUGUCACGUUGUAUAUUUACAGCCGGCCCCAUUUGAAGGCAAUCACAACCGGCAAGAGGGCAGCCUACAGCCUGCUAGGCGGAGCACUCUUCUCCAUGGGAUCGGUUCUACUAUGGGCAAUUGUCCGCAGCGGAAUACCGAAGGCAAAUUGCGUCGCCACAGCAGCUGGACUAGCGUCCGGGGCAGUAAUCCUCAAGCUGGGACACGACUACUUGGAGGAUUGCGACAAAGCUGCAUCAAAUAAGAACUAAGGACUUAGCGGCGUAGUCGAUAGUUUAGUAAAUAUGUUAGCAAGGUUUCUUCGGGUGAUGAAAAUCCGGCAUUUACUUGCGAAAAUUUCAGGAAGUCAUGGUCAUACUGAGAGGCAAAUUGUUGAGUCGCGACAAGUGCAAUUUUACACCCCAUGUUGGACUAUUUAUUUGCUGUAUCGCUAUUUUGUAAUUUGGAUAAUUUUGUAAAGGAGUUGUGUGAAAAUUACCACGUUGAGUCAUUUACAUUAUAAUAAAAUCAUUUCUUAAAAAGUUA